AUGGCUGUCGCAUUCGAGAAACUUGGAGUAGAACUAAUCGAGCAGCUCGCCGAAAAAGUCAUCGGGGAGAUCAUCCAGGCCAUCGAAAAUCUCAUCACAAACAAAGCCGACAACCCUAUCCGUGAAGCCUUCACGCAAGAGCAAGUCGGCAAGGCUAUGGCUCUCGUCAAUGAGCCUACCAAUUGCAUGGUGAUUUUCGAGCACGACAAACAUGAUGCGAGCGACCUGAUAAAGAACGGAUGGAAGAUGGGAAAGAUCAAUCUCCUUGCUUCAUGUCUCUCAAUUACAACAGAGCGACCAGAUGAAGCUGACGGUCUUGAACAGAUGAAUGCUACGUUGGAAAGAAGCCGGCGACAUUUCACCUCCAAGCAGACGGCGGCUUUCUCAACUGGUGUUUCGGGGGAAAGUAUAAUCGACACGGUAAUGAUGUGA
Bacidia gigantensis is the source of this 432-nucleotide messenger RNA. RefSeq lists its product as uncharacterized. The transcript is spliced from 2 exons. Lineage: Eukaryota; Fungi; Ascomycota; Lecanoromycetes; Lecanorales; Ramalinaceae. The record is from RefSeq and is a predicted model, not a curated record. The coding region runs from base 1 to 432 and encodes 143 amino acids.